AUGCACGUCUGCCAGCCCAUGUCUUCGGUGCCGUCGUCCUCUGCCAUUGCAUGUCCUAUGAAGAUGAAGAUGCAGCUUCAGAAUCGUGAAGAACAGCAGACGCCUCUCCAGAGACGGCAGAACCAGAAGCUGCAACAAAAACAACGACAGCAGCAGCUCCAGCUCCAGCUCCAACAGCAACAGCAACAGCAACAACAGCAUGCACAAGAGUCGUUCUCCGUCUCGCCAGACUCGCUCUACAGCUACUCGUUUGACGAGUAUACCAACUUUGCAAACAACAGCUACGGCACAGACUUCAGUGCCGACUCGCCGCUCUCCCCUGGGUCCCCCGUUUCGCCCCCCACGGCCAACCCGUUUGCACCAUCCGUGGCUCCCGACGACUUCGACUCUUGGAACAAGACUGAGUCGGACGACCCCGACGGGUUUUCCUUCAAGCCCGAGCCCGGCAACAGCCCCCUUCUCUUUGCCUCCACGGUCGCGUCUCUCGGCCGGGACCUUGUCGCGAGCGCCGCCAUUGACCCUCUCCAGCUGUCCCACGACACCGUGGCAGACGAUUUUGCUCUGUCGGUCCCAGAGGAGCAACUACCGCAAGACGACAACGACGACGACGACGACGACGACGCAGACAACGAGCAACAGGUCUCCGGUUGUCCAUCGGCCUCCACAUCAGACACCGCCAUGAGCCCUGCCACCGUGCCGGCCCGGGGCCAUCGCUCUGCCGUUCGCAAGCCGUCUACCGCCUCGCGGAGCAGCACCUCGGCAACCGCCAGCAGCCAUCUGAAGCGCAAGCAUUCCCGUGCCACGUCGGCCCAGUCGCGCUCGCCACGACAGUCCCCUUCUCCUUCGGCAACGCACCGGCAAACCACUUCGACCCAGCGGCCCAAGAAGACGGCGCACAACCUCAUCGAGAAGCGGUACCGCACCAACCUCAACGACAAGAUUGUGGCCCUGCGAGACGCCGUCCCGUCCCUGCGCGUCGUCGCUCGUCGUCGUCGCAACGACUCCACGUGCGGCUCGGACGACGAGGACAAUGACAACAACAACGACAACAACAGCACGCUGGCCGCUGUGGACGGCAGAGAUCUGGGCAGCCUGGCCCCGGCCCACAAGCUGAACAAGGCCACCAUCCUCAGCAAAGCCACCGAGUACAUUGCACACCUCGAGCGCCGCAACGACGCUCUGGCCCGCGAAAACACGGCCCUGCGCGGCAAGGUCGACGGCUUUGAAGCGCUGAUGACGAGCCGCGGCGGCCAGAACGGCGUGUGGUGCUGA
Messenger RNA from Sporothrix brasiliensis 5110, 1272 nucleotides. Its product is annotated as sterol regulatory element-binding protein sre1. The transcript has a single exon. The record is from RefSeq and is a predicted model, not a curated record. Gene Ontology annotation, molecular function: protein dimerization activity. The coding region runs from base 1 to 1272 and encodes 423 amino acids. NCBI's taxonomy places the organism in Eukaryota, Fungi, Ascomycota, Sordariomycetes, Ophiostomatales, Ophiostomataceae.